This is a messenger RNA of Carassius gibelio (silver crucian carp), 6335 nucleotides long. RefSeq names its product sorting nexin-19. The transcript is spliced from 12 exons. Gene Ontology annotation, cellular component: early endosome membrane; intracellular membrane-bounded organelle. Gene Ontology annotation, molecular function: phosphatidylinositol binding. NCBI's taxonomy places the organism in Eukaryota, Metazoa, Chordata, Actinopteri, Cypriniformes, Cyprinidae. The record is from RefSeq and is a predicted model, not a curated record. Bases 331 to 3195 code for a protein of 954 amino acids.
UCUAGAGGGCGACAGAACAAUGAAUGCACUUCCUUAUCUGAGGCGGAGAUGCCGAGGAAGAAGCUGUCAAAACACUGCAAGGCCCUCUGAGUGGGCAUUUAAACAUGACUUGGUUAUUGUCCAAAUUUGCAGCUUACAUUAAUUUAAUAUGCUGUUAAGAUCGGUGGUCAUCCCGGAUGUUAUACCAAAAACCAAAUUACUUGCUUUCUUCUGUGGAAAAUGGACGAAGAUAUCUGAGAAAUGUCCAUGUAAUGGAAGUCAAUGGGAACCACAAUUAUUUGGUUGGUGUGUCGCUCCAUUUUCCUUCACGGGAGUACUUAAACAUCUGCAAUGACUCCGCCUGAGCAUCUCAAUGUGAGCCCCUGGGGCUUGUCUGAGUUUUUGGUCCAGAGGAGGUUGCUUGGUUUUGGGGCUCUGCUGGCCUGGAUGGUCUUGUUCCACCUGCUGAUCAACGUUUGGCUCUUGUGUUUCUUCACAAGCCUCUUAGUGGUUAUAGGUGGUUGGCUUGGUUCCCAGGUUGUCCUGGACUCGGACAGCGUUGUUCACCUAGAGCACUUUGUUAGGCUGGAGGAGAUCCCUCACAGUGCCGAAAGCGAGCAACAACUGGAAGACGAGAUCCAGAAGACAGUUGGCAAGAUCAUACGUGACUUUGUCACCUCAUGGCACAGCACCGUUUCCAAAGAAAAAGAGUUUGAGGAUGAGGUGCACAAUGCCAUGAUCUCAAUGGCAUUGGAGCUGAAGGGUCGAGUGGCAAGAGUUGACAGGAAAGCUUUAUCUCAGAGGGUUUUAGACCUAUGUGGAUGUCACCUUCAGUGUUAUUUGGGUGCCAAGGAAGUCGUUAAACAUCAAGAGGUGGAAAAAGGGGAAGACCUCUGGGAGGCGUACAGCAAACUCUGCCCUCCUCAUCCCGCUCUUCAGAGCUCUGCUGUCGAGGUGAAUUACGUACGGGCAAUUGUAGAUCUGCUUCUCCAUGCUCUUGUACCUCCUCCACAUUUAGAAACCCGAACAGGUCGAUUUGUGGUUGGCGAACUUAUAAUGUGCAAUGUUCUGCUGCCUUUAAUUGCAAAACUGUCCGACCCGGACUGGCUAAACAUGUUGAUUGUAAGCAUCUUCACAAAAUCCAGCGAACCAGCACCAGAACCAGCAGAAGUUCACGCUCCACCACAAGUUCUAUCUCCUCAAGAAAACACGCCGCAAGAGCUUGAAAUUCCUUGCGUUCUGUCCCUAAAAGUCACCCCAGAGACCCCUACAGCAACGGAGGCCCCAACACCAGAACUUGCAGCUUAUGAUGUCUUUGACUCCGCUGAUCUUUAUUCUCCACACAACCUGGAGGAAGACGAACCACGGUCGACCAAACCGUUUCCAUUGGGUUUUAGCCCCAGGGAUUAUCUGAGACUCGGUAAACCCAAUCCGUUCUAUCAAGAAACCGACUCCGAUUUGGAUUCUCCGCUAACAGAUUUCAAGCCGAGCACCCUAGAAACGCUGGCUCUGAUUGGUUCAGAGGAGACCCUUUCUGAAAGUCUUGCAGAAUACACCACUCCGGCUGAUGCUGGGUUAGACCUCGAGGAUGAACUUCCAACUUACACCAAUAAUACGACAGAGAAGGAGCUAUUGGUACGUUCCACAGGUGUGCCUGAGGAAGAGCCAUCAAGGUUUUGCACUCUCCAGCUGCUGGAGAAGAGCAACUCGAGUGCAGACCAGCCAGGCCUGGUGUACCCCAGUGAGCUGGCUUUGACUGCACCCGUCCAGGCUUCUUCACCAGCUGGGAUGGCAUCCCUGGCACCUUUUAACUUCGAGCCGCUCAGCAGCCCAGAGGGUCCGGUCAUUAUCCAGAACCUCCGCAUCACUGGCACCAUUACUGCUAAGGAGCACCGAGGCACUGGCUCACAUCCCUACACUCUCUACAGCAUAAAGUAUGAGACAGCCAUUGACUCUGAGAAUCCUGAAUCAUUGCAGCCCAUGGCCUAUCACACCGUCAGCCGACGCUACAGCGAAUUCCUCAACCUUCAGACCCGUUUAGAGGAGAAACCCGAAUUACGCAAGAUUCUUAAACAUGUGAAAGGACCAAAGAAAAUAUUUCCUGAGCUUCCAUUUGGAAACAUGGACUGUGACAAAGUCGAGGCCAGGAAAGGUCUUUUGGAAACAUUCCUUAGACAACUUUGUGCCAUUCCUGAAACGGCCAACAGUGAGGAAAUGCAAGAAUUUCUCGCUCUUAACACUGAUGCAAGAAUUGCCUUUGUGAAGAAACCCUUCAUUGUUUCACGCAUAGACAAGAUUGUGGUGAAUGCUAUAGUGGACACCCUGAAGACGGCCUUCCCUCGCUCAGAUCCACAGAGUCCUACUGAUGAAAUUGACGCAGAGCCUGAUGGGAAACCAUCCACUGACAAGAAAUCCAAGUCUCGAAUGAGGUUCUCUAGUAAAACUGCCCCUGCUCUCAACGUGUCUGACAUGAAACCCAAAGUGCUUUACUGCUUUGAUGAAAGCAGCUCUGUUUUCAAUGGCUUCUCUUUGAACGAGCUGGAGAGCUUCAUCUCCGAGAAGGAGCGUUGUGAAGCUAAAACAGGGUUUGAUGCUGAUGCAGAGAGAAGUGGAGCAUCUAAAUGGGAAAUAAAAACAUGCGCAUGUGCCAAAGCACAGCUACAGAAUGAACCCGCCUUCAGUGAUUCUGCUAGUAAGAUGGCUCUAUCUGACCAGGCCUUGAAUAUCCUGUGUGUGCUCAUGAAGGAUCAGUGGAGCUGGCUCUGCACAGAGAACAUCCAGAGGGCCAUCAGACUGCUGUUUGGGACCCUCAUUGAAAGGUGGCUGGAGGUGGGUGUUGUUAACCUGACCUGUACGCAGUAUUGGGUGAUUUAUCUGCGGGUGCUGCAGGAGGCCAUCUGGCCUGGAGGAAGUCUACCGGCUCAACCCAGACCCCAACGCAGCCAGCAGCAGAAAGACGAGAGCAGAGCACAGGCUCUGCAGUGCCUUAUGAAUCUACUACCAGAUCUGAUCUCUGAUAUGCUGGGCUCUGAGAAGUACAAGACAUCUUGGCUGACGGUUGUGGAUUCUUUUCAGCACCCCACCAUAAACAGGCAUCUUGUGUACUGCAUCUGGGAUCUGCUAAUUGAGUUUCUCGUCCCCGAGGCGUCUGAUGGAGACUUUCAGAAAACACUUCUACACAGCCUGUCCAAAAACGCUGAGAAGCUGCCACCAUAGGAGUUCUUGUGGUGGACUGGAAACACUGAACUCACUUGCAUAUAUACAUGCAUAUAUACAUAUCACAUACAAACCUGUGAUAAGUUAAAGUGUUAGGCAGGAAAAUGUAAUCAAGAAAGUGUGGAUUUGGAUUCAUGACAGCCUAUGUCUGGCACUAAUUUGGUCUCCCUGUUUCUGGGACACAUGCGCACAUCCGGGCAGACAUUGAUUAAUGGCCACCUGUUUUGUGUUUUAUCAAACCACAAGUCCAAUCUCUAAAGCUCGACAUACCGGAUCUGAAUUAGUCGCAGGUUCUCCAACUUUUAUCCACCUUGUUCCUGCUUCAGCUUUGGGCAAAGCUCUUACAGAUGGACUGCGCAGAUCAUUUCUGCACUAUCCUAUUAUGUGUUUCCGGCCUUUCAGUCUUGAUAUACCUUGACUUUACACACAUUCCCUUCUUUUGCACAUAUGCACUUGAUCAUUUUGCUUCUAGCCUUUUUCAGAGAUGCUUUAAGAGGCUGUAUCGACCUUAUCUCUCGAAGUAAGAAAGCCUGUUCUUCAACAAGUUUCCUUUUUUAAGUAUGCAAUUCAUCACAUCUGUUUCUGUUGUCACAGUAAUGCUGUAUGUUCUUUGAGUGCUUUCAGCCAACCUGUGAAGCCUUUAAGUGUAAUUUCUCUAUUCACAACCUCUAAUUAAGUGGUUGGAUGCCUCUAAGGAAAAAGAAAAGGUCAUGUUGAUUCAGCAAAAAUGGCCAGUUUUCAGCAUUUGUCUUAUUUACUCUGUUAUUGAAGAAUGCAUGUACGUUUUCUUAAAGAGACAGUACACCCAAAAAGGACAUUCCAAUCCUUUAUUACAUAUUUUAUUUGUGGAAUAUAAAAUAUUUUUUUGAGAUAUGCAUUUUUACCCUUAUAAUGGAAGGCAAUAGUCACCAAAACUCUUUGGUUACCAACAAAAAAACAAAGGCCUGUGUUUAGCAGCAAAAAAGGUUUGGAAAUCAAUUUUGGGUGAACUACUCCUUUAAAUAUGUUUAUUUCUUUACAAAGCAGCUGAGAUCUAAAAAAUGAUAGAAUAUGUAUUGUGGUUAAUUAUUUUCUUAGAAUUUUAGCAGAAUGAAAUGUCUUAAUUGCCUUAAUGGGCCCUAUCAUACACCAAGCGCAAGGUGUGGGGCAAGUGUUUUUGGUAGUUUCAUACCGACGUAGUUCAGUUCUCAUUUUCCUGUCCUGUGCCGUGUUGUUUAAAUAGGAAAUGUAUUUGUGCCCAUAUUGGCACAUUGCUAUUUUGAGGGCCUGAAAAUAGCCUGCGCCAUAGACCAACUCAAACCUAGUCUAAAGUCAAUGGUGCAAUAUUGUUUUUAUUUAAAGAAUAUGUGAGUACAAAAUGCGCCUCUGGACGGGUCCACAACAUGCGUUCACUUUGCUUAUUACACAAAGGGAUGCACAGCAGCACACAAAAAAAUGUAUAUAGGAAAAACUAAAAGAUUUAAAUAUAAAUUAAUAUUAUAGUGUACAUAAAUAUAAAAAUGCUUACAUGUCAUAAUGGAUAGUCAUUGCAUGCAUUAGAAUUAGGCUACCUUUUUGCUCGCGGACGAGUAGCUCCGUUUCAUUUUGCCGUGUAAAUAGCAAAUCCACAAUGACGCGAGCGCAGCUGGAAUGGGAGAUGACACUCUGACUGGCUUAUUUGCACGUUACGUCCAAAAAACACCUUCACCAUGCACAUUGAUCGUUAAAAUGGGGUCCAAUGUGCAUAACAAACAAAAUUAUCAAAUGGAUGCACAUUAAAAAGUCUGAAAAAGUCUCAUCAUUCCUUAGAGAUAAUUCACCCAGAAAUGAAAAUUCUGUCAUUAACAAUAAUGUCGUUCCAAACCAAUAAAAUCUUCAUUCAUCUUCAGAGCACAAAUGAAUAUAUUUUUGAGGAAAUCCGAGAGCAAUGUAACUGAAAUGUUUCCAGACCCAGAAAAUUGUGUGCAAAGAAAACAAAAAUAAUGACUUUAUUUUACAAUUCUCCUCCAAAAAACAUGCACCGCAAUUAUUGAAAGUACCUCUGCACGUAAACCGCACAUGUGCGUGAUGCUGCUGUAGUAGAACGCAUGCUUUGCACCUUGAACACACACCAAUACAUCAUGGUACUCUCGAUAAUAGCAGAAUACAUGAUUUGGAGGAGAAGAAUUGUUAAAUACUGUUGUUAUUUUAGUUUUCUUUGCACACAAAAAAUAUUCUGGUAACUUUGUAAGAUUGGUUGAAACACUGAUGUCACAUGGACUGUUUUACUGAUGUCCGUACUAUGUUUUUGAGUUUGGAAACAUUUCAGUUGUGUUGCUGUCUAUGGAGGGUCAGAAAGCUCUUGGAUUUCAUCAAAAAUACCUUAAUUUUAGUUCUAAAGAUGAACAAAGGUCUUAUAGGUUCAGAACAACAUUAGGGUAGUUCAUUUUUGAUGUGUCGUUUGUUUUUCAAAUCGUACAAUAUUACGGUUAUUUUUUUUUAUUGCAAUUAAUAUGUCAUCUAGUCACCAUUCUGCUUGCACAAACUACUUAGUAGUUGUAUAAAAUGGUUUUUUCUUUUUUUAUGUGAAGGCUUGAGCUCAAUGCAUGCAGAAUUGAGGUUCUGCACUGUAAGCCCUGUUACCCAGUUUGCAUUACAGUGGCUUAAUGGCUUUGUUAAACUGUACUUGUGCUUAAAGAGCUAAAUGUUGCACUAUUUGUAAUUUUGCAAGUGAUUUGGUCCUAUAUGUUGAAGGCCUUAUGUUUUUGUGAUUUAUAUAAUUGAAUUAAGAAGAAAAGCAUUUUAAAAUGUCACAUUUUUUGAAGUGCUUUCAGUUUCAGUUAGCAUGUUACACUUGUUUGUAUUAACUUAUUCAAACUUUAAUGUGAUUCGGUUAAAACAGGAAAACAUACUAAGAUUUAUAUUAAAUGAUGCAAAGAAAUCUACCAAAAUGUGAACAGAAACUGUUUCUGCUUCUUUUGGUCACAUUUAGUCAUGUUUAGUUCAAGUAGAUUGUGUUUUGUUCAAACUUUUGCAUUACAUUUUUUUUUUCUGGCAAUAUGAUUUAUGGUUGUCAGUAAUACAAGAGCCUCAUGUUUUGUCAAAUAGCUUAAGUUGAGUGAGCUGUAAUUUAAAACAACACUUCUCCGUUAAAAUGAUGUGACUAAAAUCACAGAAAAUAA